AUGGCCAAGACACGUUCACUUCUUACGAUCUCAUUUCUUAUGGCUGCUUUUGCAAGCUGCGGCUCGGCGCUCAAGAAGCAAAUGUAUGUGGGCACGGCGGUCAGUGUGAAUCAUCUGACCCAGGAUGCGAUGUAUAAGCAGUUGGUGGACCAGCACUUCAGCGUGAUCACUGCCGAGAACGAAAUGAAGUGGGGCGUCACAGAAAAGGAGCGUGGAAAAGAGCAAACGAAGGACGCUGACACUCUCAACGAGUACAUCAUCAAGACAAACAAAAAGCUCCGAGCACACACCAUCUUAGCUCACACCCAAAAUCCGGACUGGAUCCAAGGCGUGAACAAGGAGGAUAUGAAGACUGCAGCAUACACUCACAUGGAACUGAUCUUCAAGAAGUAUGCCAAGAACAUGAUAGCCAUGGACGUCUGCAACGAGAUCCUCGACGAGGGUGCGCUCCGUCAGACGAUCUGGCUCCAAACCUGGGGCGAAGAAUUCGUCGUCGACAUCUUCACUAAAGCCAGAGAAUUGGCCAAGAUGUAUAACCCUGACGUCUUGCUCUUUAUCAACGACUUUAGUAUCGAAGACAAGAAUGCCAAGUCGGACAAGAUGCUCGAAUUGGCUACUUCCCUAAAGAAAAAGGGCAUCUUGGAUGCCGUUGGUUUCCAAAGUCACUUGGAGGUCGGAAAGUUUCCCAAAGGUUUCAAGGAGAACUUGCAACGUUUCACGGAUGCAGGUUUACUCGUUGCUCUUAGUGAGCUUGACAUUCGGAUCAAGCUUCAAGGAAGAAGUGAAAGUGAGAUAGCGCAGGAUAGGCUGCAACAGACCAAGGACUUCGAAGCGGCCUUCGAAGUCUGUUCAAGUCUCGAGGGUUGUGUCGGCAUCACUCUUUGGGGGGUCUCGGACCAGUAUUCGUGGAUCCCGACUAACCCCGGAACCACUGACGCCGGUGAAGCCCUAAUGUUCGACAAAGACUACAAGCCCAAGCCGGCGUUCGAUAGCCUGAAAGCCUACUUCACACCCUCCAAAUCCAAGCGCGUCUCUCGUUCACGUUGUGCAUAGGACAUCCUCCUAGUUCCGUCGGUAUCAGCAGUGCUCGAACUGUCCAUAACCCAUCAGGUGGUCUUUAAUAAUUCUUGGUAGAUUUCAAGGUGUAGAAAUAAACCCCAAGCCGGGUACACAAA
Messenger RNA from Puccinia graminis f. sp. tritici CRL 75-36-700-3, 1175 nucleotides. Its product is annotated as glycosyl hydrolase family 10. Gene Ontology annotation, biological process: carbohydrate metabolic process. NCBI's taxonomy places the organism in Eukaryota, Fungi, Basidiomycota, Pucciniomycetes, Pucciniales, Pucciniaceae. Gene Ontology annotation, molecular function: hydrolase activity, hydrolyzing O-glycosyl compounds. The record is from RefSeq and is a predicted model, not a curated record. Bases 1 to 1053 code for a protein of 350 amino acids. The transcript is spliced from 8 exons.